This is a messenger RNA of Bicyclus anynana (squinting bush brown), 5639 nucleotides long. RefSeq lists its product as uncharacterized. Gene Ontology annotation, molecular function: metal ion binding. The record is from RefSeq and is a predicted model, not a curated record. Lineage: Eukaryota; Metazoa; Arthropoda; Insecta; Lepidoptera; Nymphalidae.
UAUAUCUUUGUUUGGCAUUUGACAGAAUGGCAGCCAAACUUGCCCAACCCAGCCUGUGAGUCUGCGUCGUGCCCACUUCGCUUCGAUUUUGCAUUUGUGUCGACACUAUCUGUCUCACAGUUUUUACGUUAAAUAUUAGUAAAAUUAUCACAAUAAUUAAUAUUUGUGUUGUUAAAUACCAAAAGUUCCAGUAUUUACUUUAACCGUUCAAGUUAAUUCAUAGGUAAUAUAACCCAAAAUAAGUCCACGGGCUCGAGACUACAGCUGGCAUGAUCAAUAAUAUUGGCAGUGCAUAGUAGAAAAGAUAGGCGUUGGCGAUUAGAAAACAAGAUUAAAUGCUAAAUGCAGUUUAAUCAGGCAGAUGCGGGUAGUAGCAACAGAGUUGGAGUGGAUGAAAAUUUAAUAAAAUUCAAACCAUCUCCGAAUUUCAAGAAUAUGAAAAAAUUUAUAAAAUCAAGAUCUACAACUACAGUCGACACUAUACUGCCAGUUUUAGCUGCCAAUCGUCACGCUCAAGCACCAGCAAACAUGGACCGUCCCCAUAUGCUGCUGCGGCCAGAUUGGCACAACCCAGAAGUCCAACCUCCACUGCCCUUGGAUCCACCACCGCCCGAUGAAAUUCCAAAUAUUCGCGUCAAACAAGAAAUAGUGGAUACAGACUAUGAAACCGCCCAGGCUCCUCCAAGAUUGGAACACACAGAUCAGGCAGAUCCCGAACCACCUCAAGAAGCUCCAAGCAAAGUAUGCAGAGACUACAUUAGAGGGACAUGUAAAAGAGAGUCUACAUGUAAAUAUGCACACAAAUACGAUUUAUCACAAUUAGAAGGGGUGUACACGUUUUGCAGGAAGUUUCAGAACUCUGUGUGCACAUUUAAUAACUGCAAGUAUGUGCACGCUACAGUUUUUGAGGAACAAAACUUCUAUAGGACUGGCAUACUGCCGGCACAUGCUCUGCAUCAUAAGACGAAUAAUGUGUUGCAACCGCCGCCGCCGCCACCUCCACCCGAAGAUCAAUUUUCACGUUACAAUAUUGACUUCUCUAAUCCUCCUCCGCCUCUACCAAAUAACUUAGAACAGCCAAUGAUUAGUUGCAUACCGACAACCUGUGCCAUGGAGGCAAGGUUGCCAUACAUUGCAGAAGAGCCUGCGCCGGCCACAGCUCAAGCGUCACGGAAACGCCAUUGGAAUGCCAUGGAUCCGCUACGCAGCCUCAUAUCGGAGAUGCUCAAACCGCCGGUGACGCCCAAAACUACGAGCCACUCCGCCAACGUCGUCGGAGACAAAGACAAGACGCUGUUAGAAAGUUUAAACGCUUUCCUAAGUGUCAACGGUAGACUGUCUACAAUGGGAGAAAACAAAUAAUAUUUACGAAUCGAGCGGACGGAACGCAUCUCGUGUGAGCUCCGGUCCCAGACGAGUCGUCAGCAGACAGACGACCACCACUAUUAGAUGUAUCUAGUCAUGUAAGAGCUCUGAUUCAGCUGUACACUGCCGCGUUGGACUAACAUUGUGACAAACGAGCCGAUGUGUUGAAAAGAGCUAUCCAUAAACUACGUCACGCGGAUUUUCCCAAAAUUUUCUCAAUAGAGAUGAUGACAGUUUUUUAAAUUGUAUAUAAAUUAAAAGUAUGCUAAUAGUAAAGCAAUUUUGUAAAAGGAACAGGGUAUCUGCGAUCAUUACUGCGAGCUACAGGGUUUUAAAGCGUCAGAUUUGCGGCGCUGCCGCGGAUCCAUGAAACGAACUAAUGACGUCGUAGGUAAUGUAAUGAUCGUUAGAAUGUGAGUUCAAACACAGUAUCUUUGUUAUUUGUGCGUUUAUGUUUAUAGUUCAGAUAUUAAAAAAUGUCACAUAUAAUGUAGUGAAGCUAACUAAAACUUUAUGAUUUAAUAUAAUUAUAAUUACUAUAAAAGAUUUUUAAUAGAUUUUGAAAUUUUAUAAUCUCAUCUAUUUUGCAAAUAUCCAGUCAGUCUUUGCUUUUUAUGUAUAAAUUAGUUGACAUUGACCUUAUUUACCCGAAUGUAUCAUAAAAAUCAAUAUAUUCAGACCUAGUCAUCAUCCCCAUUCAAUUUUGCAUAAAUAUUAGUCCCGUUUUUAUUUACAUUUAAAAUGCAAAUGAACCGAGAAAGCUGAAUUUUGGAUAUGACGUGGGAGGAGCCUAAAAAAAACUCAACAAGAUUUCCUAUGUGCAUUUUCCGCCAUCCUGAAAAUAAAAAAAGGUCGAAUUCAGAUUUUUAGUAGAGUCUAAAAUUUUGACUUAAUACUUUUUUUGUUCUACUGCGCUCUACAAUUACGGUUCUCUACAUUUUUAUCUUACGGCUUUCCCCACGUCAUAUACAAAGUCCAGCUUUAUUUGGCGGCUGAGAUGUUUAACAUGUGACGUCACCAAACUUGACCCUUCCCUUGCUACGCAUGUGUGACGUAAUUUAUGGAUGCCCUAAACCUGAUCUUUCGGCUUGUGCAACUGUUUAACUAAUAGACAAUCAACAACAGGGAACGUGAUAUGCUAUCUACAGUUAUAGUCUGGCAUGUCCGUUGAUAACACUCCCAUUGAUAUGCGGGCGACAGGGGGAAAUACUACGCGGGUGUGAAAUCGUGCCUGCGGGGAAGUGACGUGCACUCGCCCCCUGGCCCGUGCGGAACAUCGGUGUUAAGAACGAAGUAGCCAAGCUAUAAAUGCUUACUUGUGAAGAUAUUCUAUUCCAUGAUAAAUAUUUUGCUUUGGCUGUAGUAGUGAAGUGACAGGACUAGCGCAUUUGUGUGCGUACUGAUGGAGCUUUAGGGUUAGUUAUAUAUAUAUAUAUAUAUAUAUAUAUAUAUAUAUAUAUAUAUAUAUAAUCUGUCCUGUUGUAUUAGUACGAAAUCCGGCAUGAGCAAUAUAUACCCUCAUCUGUUAUUUAUUUGGGAUACGAAAAAUUGGUACCCGUGUUAAAUCAAAAUCGUCCCUGGAUAGCUGUUUUUAAGUGAACAAAAAAUCGAAAUUUGCUCUCAACUAGCCUAUUAUACCUUUUAAUUAAUAAAAGCCUAUUAUACCUUUUAAAUAAAAAUUGUAUUUUUUUUUUUAAAUAAAUUUGAUAUUUUGGUCACGUGACAUGUGUCAACUGUGACAUUAUUUAUACAUUUAACGCGCACAAGAGUUUGAGUGUCGUAAUCAACUUUGUUGUUUUGUUUAUUAAAAUGUGACGUCACAAAUCACAUGUCACGAGACAAUUUCAAAUUCAACUAUUAUUUUAUUUUUCUAUAAAACAACAUCUUCAAAAAAAAAUUGGAAGUAUAUUGAAAACGUAAAGGUUGCCUGCUUUCGAACUGCAACUGUGGGGUUGCCAGAUUUAAACAGUUAAUUAGCUAUAUACAAAUACCCACAUCAUUUAUUUAGUCGUCUCAUAUGUGAAAUGAAAGCUUAUUCUAAGCCUAAUUUUACUCUAUUAGGUUGCCUUUGAUUUAGUUCAUGGUUUUCUAGAUUUUGUAUGAAAAAUGUGUUUGGUCGCAAUUUAAUUAGGCAGCCUAUUUGCAAUAUCUCUAAUGUAAAUAUUUCCUAUCAUGUAUUUCUUAUUCAAAAUAAAUAACAGAUGAGAUACAUAUUCCUUAUGCCGUAUCUUAGACUAUAUUGUGAUGUUGCAACUAAGAUUCAAUAGUAAUUAAAUUAUUAAAUUACAUUAUCUAAAUAGAUGUUGUUAACAUUAUUCGAUUACAUUGUAAUUAAAGAUUUGUUUUGUAUUUUAAAAGUGACGUCAUGCUCCUAAUAUUUAUUUCUUUUCUACCUCCCUUUUAGGUAUCAAAUCUUGCUUUUCCAUAUAUCUCAGAUCAUUUUCUUUUUACAACUAAUUAUACAUAUUUUACAAUGAUGAAAUUAAUAAUACACUAUAUUUACAAAAAUUUUUGAUUUUACAAUAAAUAACUUAUUAAACAAUAUCAAUUGAUUGUGUAUGAUAUUUGUUUUUUUAAUUCAUUUAAGUUUUCAAUUUCAUUACAAUAUGCAUGUGAAUAUUCUACGUCAUUAUCGAUAUGUUUUUUUUAAUUACUUUAAGUUUUAUAUGAGAAUAGAUAAAAAUGUAAAUAUUUUAUACAAAUUGUUAACUCCAUCGGUCCGAAAACAUGUUACAAUUUCGUGACUUACAAUUGGCUACUUGACAGUCUUAACGUUAGCCCUCAUUCGCACGAGAGUUUUUUUAACGGACGUUAAAAUAGUGUUCAAAUAUAGUAUAAAGUUAAAUGAGGGUCGAAAAAAAGCGUUGUGUUUUAAAAACGCUGUCGUGUGAACAUAUACUUGGGAAUGCAUUUAUUGUAUUUGAACGCUUUUUUAACGUUCGUUAAAAAAACUCUCGUGCGAAUGAAGGCUUAAAAUAUGAAAUGUGUUGGUUUUGAUGGCUUAAACAAAUAUUUAAAAAUUCAAAUUUUCAUGUAAAAAAAACCUGUUUUUUUUUCAAUCAAACGAUAAUGAACUAUGUAAGACCAUUCAAAAAAGUGUCAACUAGCCAUUUCUAUUUUGCAAAAUAAAUUUGGAAUUUUGAUCACGUGACAUUAUUUAUACAUUUAGUUAUUAGUUAAUAGUUUUAUGCCCUUAUAAUUAAUUAUAGCUAUUAAUUAAUGGAUAGACUAGCUAAGAUUUUAAUCGUUUUAUUACUUAACGAAUGAAAUAUAUAAAUGUAUAAAUGUGUAUGAUUUAAAGUAUAAUUCACAAGGUUUUUUUUUUAAAUAUAGUACCUAAAUAAUUUAGAUGCUAGAUAAUUUGAUGUUAGAAUAAAAAAGAAUAUUUCUCUAAUUGUCUGUUGUUGUAACAACAUAAUCAUCUUAAUGUUUAUCUAUGAGGGUAUAUAGGAUAGGGUUGAAUCACAAAAGUAUAAAUUCUCUUUAGGGUAAGUGUCAGGUAUAAUAUUAUAGUCUAAGAUCCCCAGUAGGAAGGACCUUCACCCAUCUGUUUAUUGUAUAAAAAGCGUUUUACAUCAAAGGUCAUGUCCCAAUUUUGUAUGGAGGCUGGAGCUUCAAGUAAGCAGAACAAAUUAUUUUCAUGUUAAAAGAACAUAAAAUAUAGCUUCAAACUUAAAAUAAUACCGAAAGGGGUGUGGAUUUAUCCUCCUAACAAGUUAGCCCGCUUCCAUCUUAGACUGCAUCAUCACUUACCAUCCGGUGAGGUUGUAGUCAAGGGCUAACUUGUAAAGAACUUUUUUUUCAAUUAUAUUUUUCAUUAGCUGACAAAAUUAAUUGAAAUUUUUUAUCAUGGCAAUAUGCUCGUAAGUCACACCCUAACAGAUUGUCAGUGAUCUUCAAGUAAUCGCGUAUGGCGUUUUUAAAACAAUUUAAGGAUUUGUACUCGUCUACGUAAAAAAAUUUUCAUAACUAUUGACCAUUGUUAACUAUUAUUAAUGAUAAUUUGGCCAGAAGUUUUCGAGGCAAUCUAUACGCAAUAUAUGUUUUAUUGUACUGAUAUAAAACACAAUCCAAUAAAGAGAUGGUUGAAGGUCGUUUCCAAUACGGAUCUUCUAUUAGUUUUAGAAUUUCAAUUUGGAUGUUUUAUUGUAAUUCAGUUAAACUCGUCACGUUUGAAAUUCUCGUGAUCGGGGACAUGCCAUUCGUUAUAAUUUAGUAUAGUUUGUAAUGUAAUUAUUCGCUGUCGUGAUUAAACAAUUCAUAAUUAUACAUGA